Molecule: messenger RNA, 936 nt
Organism: Emiliania huxleyi CCMP1516
Lineage: Eukaryota; Haptophyta; Isochrysidales; Noelaerhabdaceae
Exons: 2
Coding region: 1-936 (311 amino acids)
Molecular function (GO): hydrolase activity
Source: RefSeq, a predicted model, not a curated record
AUGAGCGGUACCUCUCAGCCGCUUCCGUCACCGACGGGAGCGGAGUGCUGCACUCCGUCGGGCCACCCGCCAUCCUGCGGCUCAACACUGCGGCCGGAGCGGUUCGUCACGGUGCCACACUCGCCGCCGUUCACCUGCUACGUGGCGCAGCCUCCGGGAGGAGCGCCGGCGCGAGGUGUCAUCCUAGUGGUGCACGACAUUUUCGGGCCGAGGUCGGGCCGGCACGCUCGCAUCUGCGACGAGCUCGCGGCCGCCGGCUUUGUCGCCGCUUGCCCCGACCUGAUCGGCGACGCCGACGAGCGCGCGAGUGCCCUCAACCCCGGCUGGCCGUCGUCAAAGGCGCACGAGGUCGGGAUCGUCUGUCACCUCGUGUACCGGAUCCGGUGGAUGCUCAAGGCGGCCGCCGCAGGCAAGCGCAUGGACGAGAUCGGGCGCAAGCUUGCCGCCACUCUCCACUACUGCAGAGGCGCGCACCCGCACGCCAUCGCGGCCUGCGGCGCCGUCGGCUUUUGCUGGGGCGGCGGCGUCGUCGCCCGCUUGCUCUCAGAGGCGGGGGCGGAGAGGCUGCCCGUGCCCCUCGUCGGGGGCGUCGGCUUCCACCCAUCGCACCGCGGGUGGGAGGCGGCCGAUGUGGCGCGGCCACUGCUGCUCGCGCCCGCAGGCGACCCCCACCCGAUCCCGAGGCGCAGCGCAACCUUCUGUGACCCGUCUCACCUGGCGCGAGCAGGCGACGACCCCGCCGCGGUGCAGCCCGGCGGCGCCCUCGCGCAGCCGCUCGCCGACCGCUUUGGCGGCGCGUGCGCGGCGGUGCCCUUCCCUGAGAUGCUGCACGGGUGGAUGACGCGGGGGCCGUUGGCCGACGCCGCCAUCGAGAGGGACUACCAGCGAGGCAUGCGGCUGGCGGUCGAGUGGCUGGGGGAGAGGAUGAAGGCUUGA